Pteronotus mesoamericanus is the source of this 3257-nucleotide messenger RNA. RefSeq names its product synaptotagmin 14 (gene SYT14). Gene Ontology annotation, molecular function: phospholipid binding. The coding region runs from base 1 to 2367 and encodes 788 amino acids. The record is from RefSeq and is a predicted model, not a curated record. The transcript is spliced from 6 exons. Lineage: Eukaryota; Metazoa; Chordata; Mammalia; Chiroptera; Mormoopidae.
AUGGCAUUUUUCAGAAAUUUUCAGCCGAAUCUGCCUUCGGUGUCCUCUCUGGUGGACACCAUCACUGAUGCUGUGGAAGAGCUGACCACUGCUGUUGGGGAGGUCAGCUAUGCUUUAUCUGAUGUGGUUGCUGAACAGGUCACAAGCAUGAUACAUGGAUUUCGCCCAGAAGAGGAAAGCUCUUCAGCAGCUGAAGUUGUAGAUACUUCUAAGCAAGAGAAUGCCACGUUACCAGAAGUCUCCAAAGACACCAGUUGUCAGAAAACACCAUCCAAUUCAGAGCACAGAACAAGUCAAAGAAGUUACACCAAUACUUCAGCUUCACAGAGGCAAGGUCAAGGAGUAAGUGAAGAAAGAGCACUUAAACAUGUUAAUGGUAGGCAGCAGGCAGUGUCAGAGUGUCAAGGAACCAGUAACACGGGUGACUCUGUGGAAGGCCGCGUGAGUGACGGUGGGAUAUCACUGACGAAGCAGGAUGCAAGGGCCGGAGUUGCCGGUCAAGAACUGGGACACACUGACAGAUAUAAAAGAACUGGAUUGGGAGUUUCUGGUAAUGGGAAGAGUGAUUUAAAGGAGGUAAGGUAUCAACAGAUGCGAGAAAAUCAUUCAAAGAAAGCUGAGAAACAUAUUAAAAGUAAAGGGUCCAAAGGGAAUGAGUGUUCAGGAAAUGAAUGCUCUGCAAAAGGUGUUUUGGCAAGUGGUAGACCUAUGAUACAGAAAUCCAUUACGAAAGAAGACAUACAUUCGGCACCGUCAGCUAAUUCUAAAGAUAAGUUACACGGAAAAAUGAAAGAGCAAAUAAGUUCAACAAAAUGCUACAAAGGGAAAGGAGACAUAAAAACAAAGAAAAAUGAAGCCAAUUCUGCCAAAAAAGGAACAGCAAAGAAUAAAGAUGAGAAAUAUUCUAAGAUAAAACCAGAAAAAGAUAAUUCCUACAUGGACAAAGAUGAGCAUGGUUCGUCCUCUGAAAGUGAAGAUGAAGCAUUGGGUAAAUACCAUGAGGCCUUAUCCCGAACGCACAAUUCCAGACUACCACUGGUGGAUUCUAGACAAAAGAAUUAUACUUGGGAAACAAGACAAAAAUAUAGUCCUCUAUCUGCAGAGUAUGAUGGAUACAGUAGUGAAGCAUCAAUAGAUGAAGGAAACUGCAUUCAGAGAAUGAGAAGAACACCCCCACUGGAUGAAUUGCAGCCACCGCCAUAUCAGGAUGACAGUGGUUCUCCCCAUCUCUCAUGUACACCCUCAGAAAUUGGGGACAGUAAAUGUGAAUUUUCCCACUGCAGCAACAGUCCAAGAUGCUCAUAUAGCAAGUGCCCGAGUGAAGGAAGCACAGGUCAUGGAAUAGAAACUUUUCAUAACAAAGGAUGUGAAGAAGAUGUUCCAAGUGACAGCACCGCAGUCCUGAGCCCCGAAGAUAUGUCAGCUCAAGGAUCAUCUUCGCAGCUUCCUAAACCUUUUGAUCCUGAGCCAGAAGCUAAAUAUGGCACACUGGAUGUGACUUUUGACUAUGACUCACAAGAACAGAAGCUUCUGGUAACAGUGACAGCUGUCACAGAUAUCCCAACAUAUAACAGGACAGGUGGCAACUCAUGGCAAGUACACCUUGUUCUUCUACCUAUAAAGAAACAGAGAGCAAAAACCAGCAUCCAGAGAGGACCAUGCCCUGUCUUCACAGAAACAUUCAAAUUUAACCAUGUUGAAUCGGAGAUGAUUGGAAAUUAUGCAGUUCGAUUUAGACUGUAUGGUGUACACCGCAUGAAAAAAGAAAAGAUUGUGGGGGAAAAGAUUUUUUAUUUAACAAAAUUGAAUCUUCAAGGGAAAAUGUCAUUACCUGUGAUAUUGGAACCGUCUUACAAUCAUUCUGGUUGUGACUCCCAAGUGAGCGUGUCAGAAGUGUCCUGUAGUGGAAGCACAUCUUCCUGUCAGUCGCUUGAACAUGGCUCAGUUCCAGAAAUUCUCAUUGGCUUACUUUAUAACGCUACUACUGGAAGGCUCUCAGCAGAAGUCAUAAAAGGCAGCCACUUCAAAAACUUGGCAGCAAACAGACCACCCAAUACAUAUGUUAAAUUAACUCUACUGAAUUCCAUGGGUCAAGAAAUGUCUAAAUGCAAGACAUCCAUCCGCAGAGGGCAGCCAAACCCAGUAUACAAGGAAACUUUUGUAUUUCAAGUGGCCCUAUUUCAGCUUUCUGACGUGACACUUAUACUGUCUGUGUAUAACAAACGCAGCAUGAAAAGAAAAGAGAUGAUCGGCUGGAUUGCUUUAGGUCUGAACAGCUCCGGAGAAGAGGAGCUCAAUCACUGGACUGAAAUGAAAGAGUCGAAAGGACAGCAAGUUUGCAGAUGGCACGCGUUGCUGGAGUCAUGAUGGUCAGAACAAGAUUUGCAGCCCCAGGCGCCAUUAUUUCCAGGGACAGCGUUCCUGUGUUUACCUAGCCACCAUUAGAAGAGUUAUUCUUUGAAGAAUCAUCUUCAGCAUUCCACCAAAAUGUUUUAAGUUCUGUGGUAGAAUAUCUAAUACUGACAUAAGUGAAGAAAGGCUAUAUCUCCAGUAGAGCUUGUUUGGGAAGAUGAAAAACUAAUAUUGUCACUGUUAAAUUAACAGUCCUCUGGAGCUUUCAGAACAUGCUUUUGGGUUGAAGUUAAUUUUACUUUAGCAAAAGAGCCAGUCAUUUAUUCUAUCAAAAAUCAAAAUUAUAAAUGAUGUUUUAAUGAGAAUUUUAGUUGCAACACUAUUUGAGUAUCACACUACAUAUAAUCCGUAAAACAUUUUGACUGGCUUGUACCUGAUGUUUGAAAUGUGCUUUCAUAUGAGAAAGUAGUUCUCCAGCUCUAUUGUAAGUCAUAGCUGAUGGUGAAGGGUUUCAGUCACAUUGAAAAUUGUUUUAUUUCUGAUGUUUUUCCUUUAUGCACUUAGUUUCUUCAUGCCUCCGUUCUUCUCAGUAGCACUAAAUCUGAGUGCAAGCAAGAUUUCAUUGUCGUAAAGGUAUUUUUUAAUGUUAUUUUUAAAACUCAUUACUUCAUUUGCCUCUGCUUUUGCCUGAUCCAAAGAGACCAAGUCACUGUACUGGUCCCUUGCAAGUCUUCUAGACAGGUUGUACUGUAGAACUAUGUAACUUUCUGUUGAAAGCACUUCCUGUAUUCUUGUAUUCCAAUGUAGGAAGCUAAUAGAACAGGACCUUACAUUAAAAUUUCUUUCAAUGGUCGACUCUUUAAAGUUGUAGUAAUGUGCAAAUGCAUUUUUUACAAACUAAAAAA